UCACCUGUCAAAAGAUAAAACAAAAACCAUUAGAGCUGAUAAAAAUUACAAAGUUAGAUCUAUUAACUUCCUGGUAAGGGAACCCAUUCUAUGAAGAAUUUCACUGAUGGGGAAAAGUCAAAAGUUUUUAAGUGCUAGAAAGGGGGAGUUCAUGGGAGUAGUGCUAAUUAAGGAUGGGAAACUCGUGCUCUGGAUAUGGGACAGAAUGAAUCUAUAGGUCGGUACACAGUUGGUUAAAAUAAAACAAAAAUCCUGUUGUUCAUUCGUUAGGGAAAUGUCUUCAGUCAAGUCCAGUGAGGAGAGUCUGACUUCUCAGGGCCAUUGAGAUUUAUGGACCCUUAUCAGCUUCAGUCUACUGUGCUGAAUCACAAAAGUCAGUUGAUAUCUCCUAGGCAAGCUCCACUUUAAAUGGGAAAUUUUCCUUGGCAAUCCCUCCUCUUUGUCCUUCCUCAUCUUGAGAUGCCGGAUGAGCGCACAAAGGAUAGCAAAUCAUCAGAUUAUCAGCUUUCCCACCACCAUCUUAGGCUUGGGUGCUGUUCUCACAGGAUUCCACUGUGUUUAUCCAAGUGGUUUCAGUCUCCUCUUGAUGUAGUAUACUUGGAAUGUACAACAACAAUUAAGGUUAUGUUAAUAAUACACUUGACACACCCUUUGCACUUUCUCGGGUUAAUAGCAGCCUUAGACCUACUGAACCACUUCUAGGUGUAAGGCCUGAGAGGAGCUCUAAAAGCACCAAUGAGUAGUUGUAAAGAUAAAAAAACAAAAAGAAUGCUGAAGUCCGAGCUAGGGAGUUUCAAGAAAGCGUGAGUGGUCAACAGUGUAAAAUACUACAGACAAGUACACCAAAAUGAGGACAAGAAAGUGUCCACAAAAUUUUACCACAAGUGUUGUGACCUCAGUUAGGGCAGUUGAGGAAAGCCGAAGAAUGAAUAGAAUUGAGUAAAUAGGGAUUGGAAGUGCUCAGUACUCUUUCAAAGAAACUUGGUUUCUUUGGCUGUGAUUCACAUCAAGUGCUGCCAAGCCCAAUCUAGGUUUUCCAUUUCUUUUUAUUUGUAGGGCCAGAAAUGUCAUUCAGAUCAUCUUGCUUAUUAUGUACCAAGUACCACUUUACAAAACUAUCAUUUCAUUCUGUCCUCUCACGGCAAUCCUAUUGAUGAGAAAAGUGAAAAAAUUAUGAGAAAAAUGGGGCUUCCAGGGGUUUACUUGCUCCAGAUUCAAUAAUUUGACUCGAAAGCCUUCUAACAUUGUGUACAAUGCCUUGGUGGUUAUUUAAUUGUCUGGGAGAGCCACUAAAGUACAGAAGAGGUAAAAGGCUGGGGAAUGUAGGUGACACUAGUCACUUCUCCGGGGUGAGAUAAACUGCUUCAGCUUCCAACAUUAUCAGUUCAUCAUCCAUCAUUCCUGCAUCCCACAUCCAUCCCUCAUCCCUCCACCCGCCCAUGCUUGUUUCAAGGAGGCCCAGCGCAAACUACAAAGACUGAGACGCACAUGUCGCCAAGGUAACACUCCACUGUUACAUACCGAGGUCUUCCCCCGCUUUUUCUGGUACGCAAGCAAACCCAGCCCCUCCAAGUUUAGAGGUUCAGAUAAGAGUUUGGGGUAGUUUGGAUCCUCGGGCUUCCGUAGGUGCUGGCGCUCCAGCAGCCUCUGGCCCCGCCUCUAGCAACGCAUUGGCUUGUUAACAACCUGCCAGCAAGCAGGCUGCGUAGGUACGCCGGUGGGCUGCCUCCGCGGGACGCGGGUGGCGUCGCGGUGGCCGAGUCCACGGCCGGACCCCCGGGACCUUUCGCGACUCUAGUGGCUCUCAGGCGGCUUUCACUUCUCGGUGGCGGGGCCUCUUGCAGUCUCGCGGCUGCGGGCACAAUGUAGGACAGGAGGACACCCCCCACCCCUCACGCCGCCGCACAGCCAUGUCUACAGCAGAGGCUGCGGCGACGGCCCAGGCCCGGGCACCCGGCAGCACGAUCAAGUUCAGCAGCCCUCGCCAAAUCCCGGUAGUCGGGGUGGUGACGGAGGACGAGGAAGAGCAGGGUGUUUUCAAGCCUAUGGACCUAAAUUGUGUCAUCAAACUCCUCGAAGAGACUGGUAAAGAUGAUUUAGAAGAAAAACAACUUAAAUCUGUCAAGAAAAUGGUGCAGUGUUAUCAGAAUGGACUUCCCCUAAGGGAUUUAGCACAGAUAUUUAAAAUUCUGAAUCUGUGUGCAGGAAAAAUUAAAAAACAGCCCCAUUUUAUAGAACCUGCAUGUAAUAUCCUAAAAUUAUGUGGCUUGCCAUUUUUGAAAAAGAAAGUAUCGGAUGAAAUAACAUAUGCUGAAGAUACUGCUAAUUCAAUUGCACUUCUGGGUGACUUAAUGAUAAUACCAAGUUCUGAAUUGAGGAUACAAAUUUGUAAGUGUAUUAUUGACUUUUAUCAUGCAGAACCACCAAAGCAGCAUAUUACAGGUUACCAGCAGGCUAGUUCAUCAUAUAAGAUUAAAAUGGCUGAAGUUGGAGGAUUGGCAAAAACAAUGGUCCAGUCAUUGGUGUUGUUUGAAAAUCAACUUGUUGAGAAACUUUGGGUAUUUAAAACUCUACAACAUCUCUCAGCUUCUGAAGUUAAUUGUACUUUAAUGGUGAAAGCACAAGCAGCCAGUGGAAUCUGUGCUCACCUCAAUGACCCAGAUCCCUCUGGACAGCUUCUAUUUCGUUCAUCCGAAAUACUUUGGAACUUAUUGGAAAAAUCUUCAAAAGAAGAAAUCAUACAACAGCUUAGUAACUUGGAAUGUUUGCUGGCUUUGAAGAAAGUAUUUAAAAAUCUGUUUACAAGAGGUCUUAGUCAUUAUGAUCGUCAGCUUAGAAAUGACAUAUUAGUGAUCACAACAAUUAUAUCUCAAAAUCCUGGAGCACCAAUGAUUGAGUGUGGCUUUACCAGGGAUUUGAUAUUAUUUGCAACAUUUAAUGAAGUUAAAAGCCAAAAUCCUUUGGUGAAAGGUCUUAAGUUUUCUAAUUCCUAUGAAGAUUUUGAGUUGAAGAAAUUGCUAUUCAAUAUAAUUGUGACCUUUUGUAAAGAUUUAUCUACUAUACAGCUAUUAAUUGAUGGCAAAGUUAUUUUGGCUUUGUUUACCUAUGUUAAAAAGCCUGAGAAACACAAAAUAGUUGAAUGGUCUGCAGCACAGUAUGAAGAAUUACAACUGCACGCAAUUGCCACUUUGUCAUCAGUGGCUCCUUUUUUAAUAGACGAGUACAUGUUGUAUCAGGGAAAUGCUCACGUCCUUGCAUUUUUAGAAUGGUGUGACAGUGAAGAUUCCUUCUUUAGUCAUGGGAACAGUUUUCAUGGUACAGGUGGCCGUGGAAACAAGUUUGCCCAGAUGCGUUACAGUUUAAGACUCUUGAGAGCCAUGGUCUACCUUGAGCAUGAGACCAUAAACAAGGAUCUUUGUGAAAAGAGAGCAAUUCAGCAACUGAUAGGAAUCUUUAAAAAUAUAAUAAGCAAGUAUAAUGAUAAGGAAGAGGCCAUUCUUUUGGAAAUUCAAUCUGAUAUUUUACUUAUUUUAUCUGGUCUUUGUGAACAUCAUAUUCCUAGGAAGGAAAUUUUUGGAACUGAAGGAGUGGAUAUAAUUCUUCAUGUAAUGAAAACAGACCCCAAGAAGUUACAGAGUGGAUUAGGCUAUAAUGUACUUCUUUUUAGUACAUUGGACAGCAUUUGGUGCUGCAUUUUGGGAUGUUACCCCUCAGAGAAUUACUUUCUUGAAAAGGAAGGCAUUUUUCUCCUUUUGGAUUUAAUGGCAUUGAACCAAAAAAAAUUCUGUAAUCUAAUACUUGGAAUAAUGGUUGAAUUUUGUGAUAAUCCCAAAACUGUGGCUUAUGUCAAUGCUUGGCGAGGGAAGAAGGAUCAAACAGCUGCUAGUCUUUUAAUUAAAUUGUGGAGAAAGGAAGAGAAAGAACUAGGAGUAAAACGUGAUAAACAUGGGAAGAUCGUUGAUACAAAGAAACCUCUAUUUACUAGUUUUCAAGAAGAGCAAAAAAUCACACCACUGCCUGCUAACUGCCCAACCAUUGCAGUUAUGGAUGUUGCUGAGAAUAUCAGAGCAAAAAUUUAUGCUGUGUUGGGCAAACUAGAUUUUGAAAAUUUACCUGGCUUAUCUGCUGAAGAUUUUGUUACCCUCUGUAUCAUACAUAGAUACCUUGAUUUUAAAAUUGGAGAAAUAUGGAAUGAAAUAUAUGAAGAAAUAAAAUUAGAAAAGUUAAGACCAGUCACUACAGACAAAAAAAUUUUGGAAUCUAUUAUAACAGCAUCAGAAAAUAUUGGAAAGAUGGUUGCUUCUCUGCAAAGUGAGAUGAUUGAAAGCCAAGCAUGCCAAGAUGUGCAAAAUGAACAAAAAGUAUAUACAAAAGUACAAGCCACACACAAGCAAAGAGAAUUGGCUAAUAAAUCAUGGGAAAAUUUCUUGGCUAGAACAUCAAAUGUUAAAACUUUAAAGAAAGCAAAAAGACUUCAAGAGAAAGGUAUAGAAUCCUCUAGAUACAGUGAGCAUCCACCAAAUGCAGUAUUUCACCCGACAGAUAUUAAAGGCCUUCACACAACAGUGCCCUCUGGUGGUGUAGUAACAGUGGAAAGCACUCCUGCCCGAUUAGUGGGAGGACCUCUGGCUGAUACAGAUAUUGCUCUUAAAAAACUUCCUAUUCGAGGAGGAGCCUUACAGAGAGUAAAAGCAGUAAAAACUGUGAAUGAGCCAGAGAAGAGCGUUCCCGCAUAAAAUACUCUGGAGACUUUUUGAAAUAAAUUCUGCUUAUAAUUUUUUAGUUAAAUAUCUGUAUAUAUGAAUGUAAAGCAAAUGUUUUAGAAUAAAUAUUUUAGUAAAAUACUAUUAAAAUAAAAGCACAUAUAAUGUAUUUUUAUUGAAAAUAUCAACACAUACUGUGAGAAGAGUUAUCAUCAAUUUCUUUCUAAAGAUUACAAUUCUCUUAACUGAAAAUUGUAAAACAUGUUGUAUCAGUUGACUCUUUCAAUUGAUGUGAACUACUCCAACUGGUUUAAGCCAAAAAACAAAACAAAACAAAAACAAAAAAAACCAACUUUUACAGGCUCUGGGGCUAUCAAAUCUAGGACUGAUUAAAACUACAGGCAUUGUUGGAUCUAGGAACUGAAACUCUGUGAGUAGGCUCUUCUCCUUCCCUAGCAGCUCCUGAAUUAUAUUCUCCCAGGUUGAUAUCCAGUAGAAAAGAGUGCAUGCCUAUCUCUCAACAGUCUCUGCAACUGUCUCUGCAUCUUGGGACCCCUGAUUGGCCAUAUGCCCACUCCUGAACUAUUCAUCAUGACUUUGGCCAGAUCUGAGAACUGCCUACACUCAGAGACAGAAGGAAGCCAAUCCCAUCCAAAGCAUAUGGAUGGAGUAGGGAAUCAGGAUAUUAUUAAUAUAUGUUAUUAUAAGUAUAUAUAAAUACUGGGCAACAAAAACAUUUGCAACAAAUGUGUUGGUCAAAGUAAAAUAAGUUCUCUCUCCUAUAAAAAGCAAAUGUUAUUCAUAAGCUAAACAAUAAAACUAAAAUAAACAUGUUUUAACUCUUAAUAUAUAAAUAAAUUCUAAUGCUACUUCUCUUCCUUAAUGGGGAAGGAAAAGGGGGAGUAGGGAGAAACUCUUUUGGUGGUGGAGGUAUCUUGCCAAAUAGGAGGUAGAUGCCUUAAUGCUAGAUGUAGAGCAAAGUGUCUGUGUCCCUGUAUGGCAUUAUGCAGUUUCCACGGCCUGUAUCCAUUUCCGUCAACCCCCUUCUCCACUCAGGAAGCUGCAAAAUUGAGUUCAUGUCCAGGGCUGGGAGAGACAAGAAUCUGUUUUCUCAGAAAGGAAAAUAUACUGGAAUUUGAGUCUAGACUCUAGGCCCAUAGUGUGCACACAGCAGUGUACUGGUUAAAUGUAUAACAACCAGCUCUGCAAGGGGAAAAAACCCUUAUUGGUAGCGUUUGCCAAUCCCACUAUGACCAAUUUCAAGCUACCAACAUGGUGCUACUGAAUGCAGAGUUGGGAAGACAUGCAUAGAAUCCACUUUCAUUAUCAGAUAAAAGACGGCUCCAACACCCCACUGGGCCCACCUUCUCUUACUUUCUCCUCCCUCUUCCCCUCACCUCUCCUCCUCCAAUUCACAUUCCUCCAGGAAUUUUUCAUUAUUCUGUUUGUGAGGAUAGUAGCAUCUGCCAUGAGAGGAGAAAUUGCAAUUGUUGCUAUUGUUCUAAUUAGAAUGAGUUACCAGCGACCUCUCACCCUGGCCCAGCUGCCCAUUCUCCUUGUGGCUCACAGGAGUACAUAAUGUGCAUCAGCUUAUCAGUGAGCUUUGUGCUCUCUUGAAUCCCUUUCUCUAUUACCACCACCCCCAAGAAGAUAGUAGACAGCAUAAUUUGUUCCUCUUCUUCACAGGCAGCCCUAAGCACAAAGGUUCCAUGUAAAGGGGAGUUACUGAGACACAAGAAUGGAUGUGGGUAGGAACAUGCAACGAUGAGAUGCCCACACAAAAAGCACCAGAUACACGUUCAGUUACAUCUGAGAUACACAUAGAAUCGAGAUGAAGUGUCCAUGGCUAAAAGCAAUGAAUGUUUACUCCAAUUUGUAGACUAUAAGUUCCUUCCUCAGAUUCUAAGCUCCCUAAAGAUAGAAACCACAUCUCAUUCAUUAUUGUAACCAACACCUCAGUAAAUAAAUUAUUGAAUAAGUGUGAUGGUGGCCUCAGCUCCUGGCAACCUUCCCCUCAACUUCUGCAAAGGCAGCAAAGUCCUGAGCUCAAAGAGAAGGUUCAGCCAACAAAAUACUAUACCGGGAAUGCUAAACAUGGACAUGUUAAAGUAGUUCAAAUGUAUGUGCUUCGUAACAGUGAUAGACUUUCUCUAAAAUGAGGCAUAAAUACUAUUACAUUAAUAUAACCAGUGGGUAGAAACAGAAUUGAUAUUUCUUGGCUGAACAUUAUUUUUUGUAUGUAGUACAACUUGGUAUCUCCAGAUUGAUUAGGACUGACUGCAGUCAAAAUAAUCUGUGAGUUCUGUAGAACUUCUCCCUGUUGUAGAUCUUACCCAUCAGGAAGAGGAAAGGUAAAAUAGGGCAGGUUAUUACCUAGCAGCCAUUUAACAGAGGAAGAAAUGUACACAGAUGGAGGGUAGUAAGGUUGCUUCAUCCAGACACUUGCACUUGGUAGACAGACGAUACCCAAGUUCGCAUAUUACAAUUCCAGCCACCUGGCAGCGAGCCAGUGAAAUCAGUCCCUCUGUCUGACAGGGUCACUAAUUCUAACACGUCUCCAUCUCUCCUCACAUCCUGUGCUCCCACCAUACCACUUCUAAGCCCUAGGGGAUUUGUGCCUCUCCCAUCCAGCCUGGCUGAAAGGUGGACAGUAUAUUUCCUUCCAUGAGUCAACUGAUAACAAAAUUUCAGCUCCCAGACUUCUGCUAAUAAACUAAAUGAAAAGAAAGUCAAGAAAAUAAAAACGGAGUUGAGUGAGCACAGAUGAAAGUGGCUUCAACACUCUUCGGUAAUGAGAUUUUUAACACAUGAGGGAGGAGUUCAUUCCAUGAUUAGACCCUGUUAGCCAGUGCUUGCUCAUAUUGGAUGAAAACCAGUGAAUAAUUAGGUGAACAACUUUUGUUCAUCUGGUCCUCAGUCUGCCUUCUGAAACACAGGGUACAUUUCAUAUCACAGGAAAAAACUAUAAUGUUCACCCUCAGUCUUUCUGGGUCAAAUAUCCAGUUUAUUUAGUCAUUCCAGACUAUGAACCUGGCCAGCCCUUUCUGAAGUGCUACAGUUUGUGAUUAUUCCUCUAUACUGAGACCAACAGAACCGAGCAACAAUUUACAGGUGUAACAGGACACAUGGAGGGUAUAGUGAAACUAGUCGCUCUCAUUUUUACACACCUGCCAACAUAGCCUGGGCUUACAUUAGUUUCAUUGGCAACCAUGUUUCAUAAUCGCUUGUAUUUAUUUUAAUUUAUGUAGAUAUUUCCUUUUCAAGGAGGUGGAACAUAACUCCCCAUUCCCUAAAGUGUGGGUAAUGCUUAGCGCCUCGCUUCCAAAGAAUACAACAUAGAAAGAGAAGGGAAAGUAACUUUACAGCCAAGAAACCUGGCAGAUACUACCUCAGCCAGGGUUAAACGCCAUCUGUGUUAUGUCAUGUUGACAGCAUGUACCCUUGAUAGGAAGUGCUGAGAACAGUGCUUUACUCCUGUAGUUUUCCCCAAAAAUCCUAUGACCCCAGUCUAACCAUGAGAAAAACAUUACGCAAACCCAAAUUGAGGGACGUUCUGCAAUACAACUGACCAGCAUCAGGAAGUGUCAAGGUCAUCAAAAACAUCUUCUUAGAGCCUAACUCAUUGUAA
This is a messenger RNA of Aethalodelphis obliquidens (Pacific white-sided dolphin), 8331 nucleotides long. RefSeq names its product cilia and flagella associated protein 69 (gene CFAP69). The transcript is spliced from 23 exons. Bases 1911 to 4736 code for a protein of 941 amino acids. Gene Ontology annotation, cellular component: non-motile cilium; sperm midpiece. Lineage: Eukaryota; Metazoa; Chordata; Mammalia; Artiodactyla; Delphinidae. Gene Ontology annotation, biological process: response to odorant; olfactory behavior; positive regulation of flagellated sperm motility. The record is from RefSeq and is a predicted model, not a curated record.